Messenger RNA from Eruca vesicaria subsp. sativa (arugula), 3256 nucleotides. Lineage: Eukaryota; Viridiplantae; Streptophyta; Magnoliopsida; Brassicales; Brassicaceae. The record is from the annotation of a GenBank genome assembly.
UUCAAACAUCAUCCUCAAGAGUAUGUAAAACCAGCUGUUACUCUCUAAGGGCAUUACUGUCAAUGCAACCUCCUUCAAGCCGGCUUAAAAAAUGCCUCUAAUUGAAACAGAUACUAAUUAAUAGUUUAAUUAAAUUAAUUAAAACUAACGUCUACGCAUUAGAGGGAGGCAACAAUGUCUUUGUCCGUUUACUUUCAUUAAUUCUCUGUUGCUUACUUUCUCUCUCUCUCCUCCUUCAUCUUCUCCAAAUCUCUCCCGAUUUCAUCGGCUAGGGUUCUUCACCGAAUCUCAAGGAUCGAGAAAAAACGAUGAUGGCGAUCACGGAGGGACGAUCCCUCUUGUCUCUCCUCCUCCUCCUCCUCUCAUCCAUCACCACUCUAAUCUCAGCCGCUGACUACACACCCACCGACCAAAUCCUCCUAAACUGCGGCGGCUCCUCCGACCUAACCGACACAGAUAACCGAACUUGGAUCCCAGACGUCAAAUCCAAGUUCCUAUCUUCCUCCGGAGACUCCAAAACAUCUCCCGCACUUACACAAGAUCCCUCCGUCCCCACCGUCCCUUACAUGUCCGCCAGAAUCUUCCGAUCUCCCUUCACUUACUCCUUCCCCGUCGCAUCAGGUCGUAAGUUCGUUCGUCUCUACUUCUACCCUAACUCCUACGACGGCCUCAACGCCACAAACUCCCUCUUCACCCUCUCCUCAGGCCCAUACACUCUCCUCAAAAACUUCAGCGCCUCCCAAACCUCACAGGCCUUGAACUACGCCUACAUCGUCAAAGAGUUCGUCAUCAACGUCGAAGGCGGGGCUCUAAACUUGACUUUCAAGCCCGAGUCAACGCCUUCUAACGCCUACGCCUUUGUCAACGGUAUCGAGGUCACUUCGAUGCCUGACAUCUACAGUAACACCGACGGGACCUUGACUAUCGUGGGGACUAAUAGUGGAGUUACGAUUGAUAACAGUACAGCUCUCGAGAAUGUGAUUAGGCUUAAUGUCGGUGGUAACGAUAUUUCGCCUUCUGACGAUACCGGUUUGUAUAGAUCUUGGUAUGAUGAUCAGGACUACAUCUUUGCUGCUAGUCUCGGUAUCCCUGAGACUGCUGACCCCAACAUGACGAUUCAGUAUCCUACCGGUACACCUAGCUAUGUUGCUCCGGUUAAUGUCUACUCAACCGCUAGGUCCAUGGGUCCCACGGCGCAGGUCAACCUUAAUUACAAUCUGACGUGGCUUUUUAGCGUUGACUCGGGGUUUAGUUACUUAGUCAGGCUUCAUUUCUGCGAGGUUUCUCCUAAUAUUAAUAAGAUUAAUCAGAGAGUGUUUUCGAUUUAUCUUAACAACCUGACUGCUGAGCCUGAAGCUGACGUGGCGGGAUGGACUGGAGGUGGUAACGGGAUUGCGAUACAUAAGGAUUACGUUGUGAUUCCUCCUGAUGGGAAAGGGCAGCAGGAUUUGUGGCUUGAGCUUCAUCCGAAUCCGAGGAACAAGCCUCAGUACUAUGAUUCGAUUCUCAACGGUGUUGAGAUUUUCAAGAUGAAUAACACUGAUGGUAAUUUGGCGGGUACUAAUCCGAUUCCUGGUCCUAAGGUGACUGCUGAUCCGUCUAGAGUCUUGCGUACUCAUCACACCAAGAGCCAUACUGCUGUUGUUGCUGGUGCAGCUAGUGGAGCUGUGGUUUUGGGACUUAUUAUCGGUUUCUUUGCGAUGUCGGCGUACAGGAGACGUAACCGUGGUGAGUAUCAGCAGGCGAGUGAUGCUACUUCAGGGUGGCUUCCUUUGUCUUUGUAUGGAAACUCACAUUCCGCUGGCUCCGGGAAGACGAAUACUACGGGAAGCUACGCGUCGUCGCUUCCGAAUAAUCUUUGCCGUCAUUUCUCCUUUGCGGAGAUUAAAGCAGCUACGAAGAACUUUGAUGAGUCUAGAGUUCUUGGUGUUGGUGGGUUUGGGAAGGUUUACAGAGGUGAGAUUGAUGGCGGGACUACUAAGGUUGCUAUUAAGAGAGGUAAUCCGAUGUCUGAGCAAGGUGUUCAUGAGUUUCAGACGGAGAUUGAGAUGCUUUCGAAGCUUAGACAUCGUCAUCUCGUGUCUUUGAUUGGGUACUGUGAGGAGAAUUGUGAGAUGAUUCUUGUGUAUGACUACAUGGCUCAUGGGACGAUGAGGGAGCAUUUAUACAAGACUCAGAACGCUCCUCUUUCUUGGAAGCAGCGUCUUGAGAUUUGUAUAGGUGCGGCUAGAGGGUUGCAUUAUCUACACACCGGUGCUAAACACACUAUCAUCCACAGAGAUGUGAAGACUACUAAUAUUCUGUUAGAUGAGAAAUGGGUGGCUAAGGUCUCUGACUUUGGGCUGUCAAAGACUGGUCCUACACUUGACCACACACAUGUGAGCACUGUCGUGAAAGGGAGUUUCGGUUAUCUUGACCCGGAAUACUUCAGAAGACAGCAACUAACUGAUAAGUCUGAUGUCUACUCCUUUGGUGUAGUUCUAUUCGAAGCUUUAUGUGCAAGACCUGCCUUGAACCCUACGUUAGCUAAGGAGCAAGUUAGUUUAGCUGAGUGGGCACCGUACUGCUACAAGAAGGGCAUGCUUGAUCAGAUCGUGGACCCUCACCUCAAGGGCAAGAUCACACCUGAAUGCUUUAAAAAGUUUGCUGAGACAGCGAUGAAGUGUGUGUUAGACCAGGGAAUUGAGAGACCGUCCAUGGGAGAUGUUCUGUGGAACUUGGAGUUUGCGUUGCAGCUUCAGGAAAGCGCAGAGGAGAGCGGGAAGGGGAUAAGUGAGAUGGACAUAGAUGGGAUUAAGUAUGAUGGUGAUGACUGUAAAGGGAAGAACAGCGACAAGGGCUCUGAUGUGUAUGAAGGGAAUGUCACUGACUCGAGGAGCAGUGGAAUAGACAUGAGCAUUGGUGGUCGGAGUUUGGCCAGUGAUGAUUCAGAUGGGCUCACUCCAAGUGCUGUGUUUUCUCAGAUCAUGAAUCCCAAGGGGCGUUAGAGAGAAGAGUCUUGAAACCCGGUACAGUACUAAACCGGCUCCAUCCAAAGGAUACUGGUUCGUGUCUCUUUCUCUUUGCUAAUUAUUUAUCUCGUUGCUGUUAUUUAUUUGUGUAUUUGAUACAUACCACGAUCAUAAAGAGUGUAAAAAUUAAUGUGUCUUUUUGGCUUUUACAAAACAUUAAAACGUAUGAUUGGCUUUCAUUGUACUAUUUGGUUUGUUCUAUAUAACGCUUUUGUAGUGGAUUCAACCCGUUAGAAAACAUUUUC